AUGAGCAGAAUGCCCGAGACACGAUCCGAAGCAUGGAGAAGGUUAUCGGCCAGCGGUAGUCGUGAGCGCAAUCACGGCGACGACCGUCUCGGCCCUCGCCCUCACGACUCAUACGAAUUGGUUGACUGUGGCAGAACUCCAAUGCUGUAUCCGCCCGCAUCAUACCAGCAGGAAUCGUCACUGCGCGAGUACAGUGGCCGCCACCCGACCGAUGACGACCACUUACCGACCAGCUGCAUCUCACCGCAGCCAGACGACACACAUCCAUGUCCUGAUUGCGAUAUGUUCGACUCGCCCAGACCCAACUAUCUCGCCAAUGAACGCAGCGCAAUCGCAAUCCCUCGCAUUCGGCCCACCGACUCUGAUGCCUUCACUUCCCGCUACAGUCGUCGCAUUCCUGAACUCAACAUUGAUAUGUACGACCUCGACGAAUCGCAAGUCAGCUCACUCGACAAGGGCGACGAUCGCAUGUACCAUUUUGGCCACAAGGCUGGCGGCACGUACUCUGGCACGUUUGUAGAGGAUGAGCCACUGGCACCUGAGAUCCAAGCCAUUAUCGAGAAGAUGCUCGACAAGAAGAAGAUCAAGAUGAGGAACGAAGCUGGCGCAGCAAUUGCGCAGCACACGCGAAUCCUGCUGUCGACAGGCUCGACUCUGUUUCUGGAGCGAACAACGAGCUACAACGAUACUGGUCCGGAUAUGUAUUGCAAGCUUCCAGGCUGCCUAUCUCGCGCCGACUGCAUUCCGCCUGCUACGUACUUCUUCGCUCUCAGACAGCGAGGCGGACCUGUGAGGACAGAAGACUUCUGUCUCUGUCUGGCUUGUAUGGAGUGGCUGUGGAAGGGUAACUUUGCCAAAGUGCCUCGCCAUCCAGGAAUCGUGAUUGGGGAGGGAAGCAUUGACCCGAAAAGUCUCUUCGAAGAGAGCGCGCCGGAAGAGGAUGACACGGUAACUGCUCGCACACCACGCUGCCCUUGUCAAGACUGCGAGCCGACCAUACCUCAGAUCGACGGCACUUCGGACUCACCAUCGUACAACGAGCAAGCAUCAGGAAUGGGCAACUUAAUCAACACAUCCAAGCAUGCACCGCGCUCUCCUGAAUUACAAGUCCUAACACCAGGCUACACGCAGAUCGAGUCAGACGACGAAGAAGACACCUUUGACUCGCCACGCUCGAUGGACUCUAAUGGCGAGUGGUUCUACCCACCAACACGCUUCCAAUACAUCGCCGCAUUCGUAAAGCCAGGCGUGUCCUUGACACAAAAAGAGAAAUCUGCAGUUUGGCUUUGGAAAGCCGCUUCACAGGACCAACUGCGCUGGAACAGACACAUGAGAGAUACCGAAUGCCGCCGCAAGCACUACUCAGGACUGAAGGAAGCCGAGCAAGAGAAAGAAAUAUUGCCAUGGGAACGACUUGUCUGA
Messenger RNA from Pseudocercospora fijiensis CIRAD86, 1422 nucleotides. RefSeq lists its product as uncharacterized. The transcript has 4 exons. The record is from RefSeq and is a predicted model, not a curated record. Bases 1 to 1422 code for a protein of 473 amino acids. Lineage: Eukaryota; Fungi; Ascomycota; Dothideomycetes; Mycosphaerellales; Mycosphaerellaceae.